This is a messenger RNA of Lasiodiplodia theobromae, 1128 nucleotides long. Its product is annotated as Microtubule-associated protein futsch. The coding region runs from base 1 to 1128 and encodes 375 amino acids. The record is from RefSeq and is a predicted model, not a curated record. NCBI's taxonomy places the organism in Eukaryota, Fungi, Ascomycota, Dothideomycetes, Botryosphaeriales, Botryosphaeriaceae. The transcript has a single exon.
AUGCCACAGUUCCUGAACUUUGGACAGUCAAGCCUCGCAAACUUAGCAAGCACUCCAAGCCUGAAGGCACCCACCGGCUUCAACUUUAACCACUACAUGCCCCAGAUUCCCGUCAACGGGGCUUCCUUCAACAUGCCGCGCGCUGUCCGUCCGAACCGCAGAGGCUCUGCCAACACUUCUCAGAAGCAGAGCCACGCCACGUCCGUAGAUCCACAGCUCAUCGCAGCAACUUCUCGGGCGAUUGGAGACGUAACAGUCAAGAUGAACAACUUGGGCAACGCCAUCAUUAGCCUCAACGCGUCCAUGAUCAACACCGUGGACUACCUCAACAAGCUCAGCGCGGCAGCUGGUGGUACUCCCGCUCCGGCUCUCAACUUAGCUCCCGUUCCCAACUUGGCUCCCGCUCCGGCUCCCGGUGGCUCUCACCGCACUGCUUCAGCCGGGCCUCGUCCCCUCGCUCCCGCCCCGCCGCGCCCUCACGCCCCCACCGUGUCCGGCCCAGUCGCUCCCACCGCACCAAUGGCCCGCGCCCCCUCCACCACCACCACCCUCCCGCAGAAGCCAAACCCAAAGAAGCGCCCUCACCCUGACUCCGCCGCCAACAGCAGCGUCGGCCCCAUCGCCGCCGUCGGCACCUUCACGUCCUUCUCCGCCUCCUCCGAGCACCCGAACAAAGCGCUGAAGCGCAGCGUGCAAGCCUUCGCCGGCUCGUCGCCCAUGUGGCUGCCCGAGGAGAAGCAGUGGCUGCGCGACCAGGCGCGCCGCUACAAGGGCGUGGUCCCGCGGCCGUCCAACAAGCAGCUGGCCAAGGAGUUCAACGACCACUGGGUCGGCCGCUCCGUGUCUAUCAAGUACACGACGCAGGACGGCGAGACGCGCGAGUUCGCGUCGCUGCCGCGCGAGGCCAGGUCUGAGCGCGCGGUCGAGACGGCGGCGAGGCGGUACAGGUUGUGGGAUGAUAUUAUGGUUAGCAACGUGAGUCACAGGAAGAAGGAGCAGAAGAAGCGUGCUGUGGAGGGUGCGGAGAAGGAGGCUGGUGGCGCGGAGGAGAGCGCGGCUGGAGAUGUUGUGGAGGGCGGCAAGAAGGCCAAGGAUAAGGCUGGCGGUGGAAAGAAGGACACAAUGUAG